CCCCCUCCGCUCGGGAAGAUGGCGGCGCCCUUAGCGCAGCAGUUGGAGGAGCUGCUCAACCCCCGGCCCGACUUGCGAGACCCCGAGGACGACGCGGAGGAAGCCACAGUUGCUAAAGUGAUUGACAGGUUUGAGGAUGAGACUGCAGAUGACAUUUUACCUGUUGGUAAUAUACGGAAAAAAGCUUCGGCCUCCCUCUUAGAAGCUGAUAAAAGGUACAGUGGAAAAGCAACAUCUCGCAAAGCCUUGCAGGAAGAGCUCUGGGGAGAUGCUCUGUCUGAAGAAGGAUCUGCUGAAGAAACCUUAGGCGAAUGGUAUAGUGGCAGUGAAGAUUCAGAAGACAAUGGCAGCUUGGGCAGUAAAACAGAGGAGCAGGCCAGCAGUGCUGGCAGUGACCAGGAGGAUAAUAUGGAAGAUGAUGGAGAGAGAGGUUCCUCUGCCAAAGCACCAAAGUUCAGUUUCCAGAAUGUCACGGACUUUGAGAAAUUUGCAGAGGGGAUGGAUGACGUUGGGAGCAGUGAUGGAGAAGAUGAAGAUGAUGCCAGCAUGGAAGAAGGAAAUGAUGAUGAGAAAUAUGAGGGGGAAGACCACGACCACAUAAAAGGCACCAAUGACAACGAGGAUGACGGGGGGGUGAUGACGUUCUCAAAGGGACAAGCAAGUGAUGAGGUGGAAAAAGGAAAAGCGGUGAAGAAUCAGCUAGCGUUGUGGGAUCAGAUCUUGGAAGGCAGAAUCAAGAUGCAGAAGGCACUUGUAAUAGCCAACCGGCUUCCUCAGCCAGAUACUUUCCCCCUUUUCAGAAAGGAAGGUGGACAGGAAUUUGACAGUGCUGUGGAGAGCUGUUGUAAAGCCAUAGACACAUUGCUGGGAGUACUAGUGGACAUUCAGGAUGAGUUGCUUUAUCAAUGCCCGGGCACAAGGCACCUGGUAGAUGGAAAACAAUCAAAACCUGAGAGUGAUGAUGAAAUUCCCAGCAGCAGCGACGAAGAGCCAGCAGGUGAAGCUCAGGAGAAGAGGAAGCGCCCUCCCAAACGAAAGCUGAAGGCGGAGGACUUCCCAGAGUUCAUAGCCAAGAGGUACAACGACUACAGGACGUACCGGAACAGCAUCCUGCAGAAAUGGCAUGAGAAGACAAAGCUGGCAUCUGGCAAGAUGGGCAAGGGUUUCGGCGCCUUUGAGCGUUCAAUCUUGACUCAGAUUGAUCAUAUUUUGAUGGACAAAGAGAGAUUGCUACGGCGGACACAGACCAAGCGAUCAGUGUACAGAGUGCUUGGGAAGAAGGAGCAGGAUUCCCAUCCAGCCCCUGAAUAUUUGCCUGAAAAUUCGGAAGUCCUCCCUGAGACAGAUUCCAACAGGCACCUGAAGGACAUAGAUGAGGAAAUAUUUGAUGAUGAUGACUUUUAUCACCAACUCCUUCGAGAACUGAUAGAGCGUAAAACCACUUCAUUGGACCCCAAUGAUCAAGUCGCCAUGGGCAGACAGUGGCUGGCCAUCCAGAAGCUACGAAGCAAAAUAAAGAAGAAAGUGGACAGGAAAGCCAGUAAAGGAAGGAAAAUCCGGUAUCAUGUCCAUAGCAAGCUGGUGAGCUUCAUGGCACCUAUUGACCACUGUACGAUGAAUGAUGAUGCCAGGACGGAGCUUUAUCGUUCGCUCUUUGGAAGAAUGAUGCGGCCUGAAGACCCUCAGCGUGGUUAGGAUCCGGCACCGCCGCACCUGCAGGUUCUGCCCCGUUCUCUUUGCAGCUUCCUGGCCUGCUCAGCACCGGCCAACCGUCGUGCCAGGAGAGGGAUGUGCUGUCCCUGCAUUUCUAUUAAACCCUCAAAGGUUUUUAUUUUGAAGAUUGGUGGGAUUUUUAUUUUAUUUUCUUAUUUUUUUUUUUUUGAGGCGUGCCGUUCUGUUCGUUGGCUGCGGGUCUGGAUGGGUUGACUUGAUUUCCACUGAGUCAAGAGGAUUUAAAUGUCAUUUACAUAAUUAACGUGGCCUUAAAACAGAGGUGCUCUGCCUUGCAGCAGCCCCAGCUCCCGGUUCACAUUCCAGUUUCAGAACGGCCUCUUUGCAGCCAUGGACGUCACCCAGCCUGUGGUAGGCAUGCUGUGGGGACACACCUGGGGGUAGUUCUGCAAUUAGAACACAUUGGUGAGUUUUUCAGUCCAGCGUUGAUUGUGGACACUUAAUUAUUUCUGCUGAUUGUGACUGUGAGCCCCCUUCUCUUCGCUGUGACCGUGACACACUUCUGAAAGAUGGCAGCACUAAUGCAGAGCUGCCAGAAGGCAUCACGCAGGGUUUGUGGGCUUUCUGUAGCCAAAGGCCACAGUUUGGAAAUGAAACCUCCAUAAAGGGAAUCUAUUAGCCUGCUGUGAUCAAUGUGGAACCGAGGUUAUCUCGUGUAAAUAAUACGUGCAUAUAUGUGUAUAAUGAGAAUAGCCAUUGCUUGUGACCACAGGAACUGCACUGUCUUUGUUCUGUGGGAUUUAAUUAAAGCACUUUGUGAAUGGAUUGUCCAGAUUUGGUCGGUGCAGAAAUGGCACCAGCAGCUCUAGCCUCUCUUGGACCCAGCAACAGACAGUUCUUAACCAGAGGCUGUGGUGUCACUUUGCACAGAGCUGCCUGAGCACCAGCAGAGUGUGCACAGAGCAGCUGGAACUUUGCUUCUGAGCCUUGGCUGGUGCCUGUUGUGAUAGUGGUGUGGGGCACAGCCGUGCAGAGCAGUCACGGGGCCGGGGCUGUGCAGCAGGAGCUCAUUGCCUGCACUGCUUCAGAUUUGGAGUAAGUUUGUAGAUUUGCUAUAUCUAAAUAUGUGGGCUGACUGCAGGUCUGAGGCAUAACUAGAUUACGACUAGUUACAAGCAUGCAGGCACUGCUGCAAUUAAAUCAGAUGAUACUUUUGUCCAUGCAGAUUUGAUGUGGUUUCACAAAAGCACUGCCAGCACUGUCGGUUCCUUGGUCGGUUCCUGCAGGCAGGACAUGGGGCUCAGCCCUCCAGGGGACGAUGGGUGCUGGAGCAGCAUUGUUGUCCACAGGGCCUGGGUAAGAGCUGCUGUACGGCCUGGUGGCUCAGCACAGGGCAGCAGCAGUGAGACUUAGUAGCUCCAUCAGGUCCCCAGAGCUGUCUGCAGAUCUGGUAUUAAUUAAUCCUUUUUACACCUCUUCAUUACAGCUUUAAGUCUCCUUUCUAGUUACCUGCUUCCAGUAAAUAGCUUCCUGGCACGUCACACGGUGUAUUGAGCAGUCUGCCACAGCACAGGAGAACGUGCUGAGCUGCAGAGAGCUGGGGCUGCGUGUGGCACCUGGGGCUGGAAAGUGGACAGGAGGAUGUGGGUGCUGCUCUGCCUCAUCCCACCGCCAGCAGCUUGUGAGCAGACCUACCAGGUACAGAUGCACCUCUUUGGGGAGAGGACUUAAUUUACUCAAGGGUCUGUGACGUUUUGGUGUUGCUUUUUUAAUGUGGGGAAGGAAAACUGUAAUUGUCCAGUUAAGCCCAGCUCUUGUGUGCUGCUGCUCCUUUAGGUAAUGUGCCUGGGGGUGCUGUGCUUCAGGAAGCUGUGGGGCUGUGUCACAUCCUGGCUGCACUCUGUGGGGCUGCAUCUCAGCUGCUUGUCAGUGUGCAGAGCGGGGCCUUCCCUGUCUCGCAGCUCUCUGGGCAGGCUUUGCCCCGUUGCCCCCCCGGGCUGCUUUCCACAGCCCUUUCCAUGUCGGGGUGCUGCUGACACUCUCUCCUUCCCCACAGGGGUGUGAGCAAGGCCAUUAAGCCAAGAGCCAUGCCCAGCAUCACACUGCUGCAGAGUCAGGGCCAGAACCCCACAUCCAUCCUCUGGGUGCAAAUCUGGAAGCGUCCCCAUAAGCUGCAGCAUGUUGGUUGCCAGCAAUGGGCAAAGCAGCACUGCUGCAGCCCCACCAGUGCCCCAGGUGGUUCCCCUGCCUUCAGUGGUACCUGCACUUCUUUCUUGAGCGGCAGCAGAGCUGUGUGGUUGUCUAACAUCAUUAAAAUCUCAUGGUUUAAUAACUGCAAUUCUGAAAGGCAUCAAGGGGAGUAAAUUGGCUGCUUCCAAACUUUGUGUCGGUGGAAUGGUUUCACACUGCUGGCGCUGGCAGGGCAGGCAUCACGGAUGGCUGGCAGGGAGCGCCGUGCCCCUGCCCUGUUGGGGUUUGCUGUGCUGGCAGGAGGGCAGGCUGCUCUGCGGGGCUGCUGCUCUGACUCCUGUGUCCUUUAACGUGGCACCAAGAUUCUGGGUAUUAUUUUUUUACAUUUUGAGAGCUGGAUGUAGCGUUAAAAGGGUAAUGUGGAACACUUUAAAUGUGAUAACUUCUCCUUCGUAUUGUUGGAAGAGAUAAGAACCAAAGCCCUGCUAAGCAUGCUUUUGAAUUCACUUAUCAGUGUUUAAGCAGGCUUCUCUGCCCGCUGCCCCCACCACCUGCACAGCCCCGCAGCUCCAGCCUGCUGCCCUUCAUGGGGAGGUCAGCACUGGUUCCAGGCGCAGGCAGGUGCUGCUGCUGAGUCCCUGCGCCCUGGUGGCAGCGGUCACCACGCAGCCAGGUGUCGGCAGCAGCUGUGUGUGCUGGUCAGGGAGGGCACAGGUGUCCGGUGUGAUUGCUGCUAAGUUUUCCUAAUGAUGCCAAUUAACGGCCGCUGAGAUUUAUUUCGCUCCCCGAUGGAAUAUCCGUUCUUUAUUCAUUCAUGGUACAGCUGCUAAUGAGUGCCUGCACACCCGGCCCAGUGCCUCUGUGCAGCAUCGCGCAGCAGCCAGGUGUGUUGUGAUGGGGAACGGGCUGCGAGUGCUGGGGCGGCGCGGAGGGCUUCUCCUCAUCCUCUCCCCCCACAAUAGCAAAGAAUUUCAACUUUCAGACAAACAACUUCAUUUACAAGUGUGUCUCUAAUUAGCUGCAGAAUUAGUAAAGCAGAGUUUUCCCCCCAUAGAUCGGCCAAACCCCUGAGGGAGGCUGUGGAAUAGAGAGAAUCGCAUUUCCAAUUAUUUUGUUGAAUUGCUAAUUUAGUUAUUGUGCCUGGCGUAAUUGUGAUGGGUAUUGGGUGUGCAAUUCAAUUUGUUUUAAAUAUUUGUGGGAAGGCUGAUCAGUAAUGGAGCUGACCUAUUUCAUGGCCCAAAUUGAGAGAAGAGACUAAAACAAAAAACAGCUACAAAGCCACAGUUUGUCUCAGUUUUUAUUUUGAUGUCUCUCAUCCCUCUUAAGACUGUUGAUGCAACAAAAGGUUUACAUUAAAAGAUGAUGGCACUUUGAUCUCGGGCUUUUGAGAGCUUACAGCUUUGGUACUUCUUUUCUUGGCAUUUUAAUAUGUAGAUAUUUUAGGCUAAAGAGUUUUAAAUGCAUUUCUGGAGUUCAGUAGCCCCCUGUUUCCCCCCUCCCCCAGCUGUAUUAUGUUUGUUAAGGUGAUUUGUGCUUUUACCCAUCAGGAUUCUGGUUUGAGAAAUGCACAAGAUCACAGCUGGGAUUUUCCUGGCUCACGUUGUCCAGUUGAACACAUCACACCUUAACCUUUAAUAGGGAGAACCUGGAAGAAGGUGAGCAGGGAGGGUGUGCGGCCGAGCUACGUGCAGGUCAUGCCCAGUGUCUGUCACAGGGCUGCUGUGCCACCUCCCUGUGGGGGCUGGUUAACAGGGGGCUGUGCCAGCACCUGCAGAGCUGCAGUCACUCAGUGUUAAAGAAGAAAUCAGGGGAUGGGAGCGCCUGAGUGAGGCUGAGGGACGAGGGGUGACAGACUUACACUCCUGGCAACAGCGAGAGAUGUAAUUCAUUCUUUUUAUUAAAAGAAACUGAGGUAAGUGAAAUACUUCAGCACCAGCAAGAACAGCGUGUACUGAGGGGGGGUUCCCGCAGUGCCAGGCCCCCCACCCCGCUCACAGCCCGACCCACACACACAUGGACAGGGCAGGGCACUGCAGCACUGCGCUGCUGGGCUCCAGCAUUCACCAACAGCUGCUUUACCCCCAGUUAAGCAGUGCCUGAGCCCCUAACACUGGGCUGGAGGGGGCUGCUCUCGCCCAGCAGGCAGAAGAGUUUGGCGGCUGCAGCUCCCCCCAGGCACAGGGCGCAGCGUGGUGGCACCAGGACCUCUCCCAUUAACACCUGCAGAAAGGCUGGUAGCAGACCCAUGUGUCACAGACCUCAGUGUGCCACCACCACGUAGCAAUUCCUGGUGAGGCGCCCUGUUCUGCCUGGCUGAGACAUUCUCUGUCCUUGUGUCCGGCUGCAGCCUGGAUUGGCAUAAGUAAAAGCAUCUCUGGGGAUUGUUUGGGAGGGAGCUGGAGGGCAAAGAAGAGUCUUUUAAGUUAAAGUUAGGGUGCUGAACUAACAGGAUGAGGUUUGUCCUUUGGGUGGCAGCUCCUGGUCCUCUCAGAGAGCGGAGAGUAACCAAGGAACCCCAGCACUGCACCUCAAUCUUACAGCAUUCCGGCUGCUGUGCACAGAAGGGAGCAGCAGGUCAGAGGGAAAGAGCACAGGCGUGAGGCACUGGCUUUGUAAUUAAUUCUCUCCUAAAAGCAUCCCUUCUCAUUCGCCCUAUGCUAAAAGAGAAAGUGUAAAAUCUGGAAUACUUUUAAGACAAUCAUUGGUGUAAGCCCCAGUUUUACUUUUCGCAGAGUUCCUCUGCGAUAGAGGAGCCCCUCUGCUCCUGCAGUGCUCAGAUGGGGGCCCUGGACUGGCUCAGCUCCCUGCAGGCAGCCUGCAGCCCUUGCCCAGAGUGACUGGAGAGGUCACUGCAACAGGUGGAGCUGCCACUGGGUGUUAAACAAUGUGUAAUUGUACCUCCCCUCCCUUUUUCUUUUUAAUUUCUGUCUUCUUGUGUGAACAAGGCAGUUCUUGUGCUCUCCAGCAGCUCUGGGGUAGAGGUUGGUGCAUAAGAAAAGAGAAAAGCUCAGGUGUGCUGAACCAAAUUUGCCCCUUGCAGUUCUAACCACAUCUGUGCGUUGGACUCAUCCCCUCCCUCUCUUGCCUUGGCAGGUUGUAGCUGCUUUUCUGCUUCAAGUCACCUAUCCAAAUAGAAAGAAUUAAUGAGCACUUUUAAGUAUAUGCAACAAUGGGUCUGCCCCAGAACUGUUACCCCUCAAAAUAAGUAGGGGAGGAAGAGCAGAAAUGGGCAAAAGCCACAUUUUUACUCCGCCUCCACCUCCCCCUCGAAGGGCUUUUCACGCCCUGAUUUGCCUUUCUGAUGGAGCUGUGCACACAGGCAGAGUACACAGGGUCCCCCUCUCCUCAGCCACGUCCCCAUUCCGGAGUGCUGCCCUCGUGGCAGUGGACACAGCAUUGCCUGCCCCCACGUUCUGUUGUAACACAUGUUUACAACAAAGCCCACAGGGGCUGAUAGCAGAGCUGCUGCUCAGCCACAGUACAACACACAGAGACCUCUUCAGCGACCGCUGGGACGAAGGAGCUCCCACCACUCCCAAAGGCAGAGCCCAUCCUCAGCCCUCAGGAAAUGCUCCUGCAGGUAAAACUGGCGCCUGCCAGCGCUGCAGGAUGUGUGUGAGAAGCAGACAGGGGCACGGGGUGCAGUGUGGGAGCCCCACCACUUUGCUGUGCCCAGAGCUCACGGUACUGCUGUACCCGUCAUUGCCCGGCCGUGCUGCUUUCGGUGGCAGCGGAGCAGCAACUGCUGCGUUGGUCCAGUCCCACUUUGUUAAAUAAAUACAGUACAGUUAGACAGCUGUAACUCAAUCCCGCAGGCGCUUGUGUUUAUACAUCUUCCUCGUGGCUCUGGCCAAAGGACACGCUUCCUCUGGUCAGUCUGAUUUGAAAAAAUAAAAAUGUCACUCUUCCAGCAUUUCCCUGAGCCUCCCGUCUCGGUACAGCGGUUGCAGUUGAGCAGACAAAGGGCAAUUCUGAGCCUUUUUUUUUCUUUUUUUUUUUUUUCCCCUCCACUGUACCGAGCAGGGGGGAGUACAGGAAAUCGAUGCUCUUACGUUGAAGAAGGAGAGUCCAUUGUGGAGAGGAUCCGCACGAUCUCCGCUCGCUGGGUGGGUGAUAUAUGCUGGGUCAUGUGCACGAUCGAAUCCAUGGCAACCUCCGGAUUGGCCUGGACCAGGCUGCAAAGAGGAAAGAGUUCAGUGCUGGCAGCCCCAGGCCUCAUCUGACAGCUCUGUCAGGGAGUGCUGACAGAUGGGCUCCUCGGAGAGCAGGAAGCAGCGGGCGCUGCUGGUAGCUGACUGCAGGCUGGGCAGUGAGCUGCUGGCAGGGCACGGGCACAGCUCCCUGGUGGGCAUCACUGCAGCACAGGCAGAGGAAUGGACAGGAAUGCCUGGAGAUGCCGUGCUGAAGUGGGUGACACUGCUGUGCGUGUCAGCGCCCUCCUCUAACACACAGGAGUCAGCUCUGUUAGAUCUCUUCAGUUCUAAGGCAGGGCUCUGCUCGUGGAGCUGUAAGGAGGAGCACCUGUGCCAAUGUGAUGGUAAUGCUUAGAGGCAGGAGGGACAGACCUGAUUCACCACUGCUUCACUGUCGGAGGGGUGUGUUUGCUAUAGUUCUGUACUAGAGUCAGAAGGGAUUCAACAUUUUAUGGCACUGAGCACAGAAGCUUGCCUGCAAAAACUACAGCUGGAAAAAAAUCAGUGGGUGGAAGCCAUGCGGGUGCUCACCUGCGGAUCUGCUUCAGGAUGUAAUCCCUGGAGAUGUACUUGAUGUUCUCAUCCACAACCGAGCGAACCCCUUCCUCCUCCAUCAGCUGCUUCUCCAGCCACUCCACCAGGUCCUUAUUGCUGUCCCACAGGUAUGCCUGCCAACAGAGCACACUGUCACCCCCUGUCCCUUUGCUCAGCCCUGGCUCACCAGCACUGCUUGCAGCCACGUAGCACUCUGGAAAUUUAAUUCAACUCGAGAAGUUCAGGGCUCAGAUGCUGACCUGUGGGCAGGGCAGCUUCUGCAUGGCAUCCCAGGCCCUGCACAGCUGCACAGCCCUCCAGGAGGGGGUCCUGGCAACAAAACCCCAUUUUCUUCUGCAAGAUCAUUUCACCUGAUAUUUGCGAGGUAGUUGACUACAUAAUAAUUCAGGAGUGUGUUAGGUGCCUAAUAGCCUUCUCGCUCCUCUCUUCUCCUCUCAUUUUCUUUACAAAUCAUUUAAGAACUGUUUUGUUAAUGGUUUCCGGAAAAGCAAGUACCACCAUUAGCACUCAUUCAUAUUUAUGUCAUUUUAUUUGGGUAAUUAAACACAAAGCUCGUCAUUUAAA
Molecule: messenger RNA, 9173 nt
Organism: Centrocercus urophasianus (Greater sage-grouse)
Lineage: Eukaryota; Metazoa; Chordata; Aves; Galliformes; Phasianidae
Gene: AATF
Product: apoptosis antagonizing transcription factor
Exons: 12
Coding region: 19-1695 (558 amino acids)
Biological process (GO): regulation of transcription by RNA polymerase II
Cellular component (GO): nucleolus; nucleus
Source: RefSeq, a predicted model, not a curated record